AUGAGCAACAUGAGAAUAUUUCGUGCAUCCAAUAAUAAGAUUAAAGGAGAGAUCCCUUCUUCAAUAUGUAACAUUAGCUCUCUUGAGCUACUUGAUUUGUCCCAAAAUGAGCUUGAAGGUCUAAUUCAUCAAUGUUUAGGGAAUUUCAGUGCGACACUUUCAGUACUAGACCUUCGAAUGAAUCAUUUUCAUGGCGGCAUUCCAGCCAUAUAUGCAAAGGAUAACAUGCUUAGAACACUUGCUUUCAAUGGAAAUCAAUUACAAGGACCAAUACCAAGAUCCAUUUCUUUAUGCAUCAACUUACAAGUGAUAGACCUUGGAAACAAUAUGAUAAAAGGAACAUUUCCUAGUUGGUUGGAUGCUCUUCCAGAGUUACAGGUCCUUGUAUUGAGGUCUAACAGAUUGCAUGGCUUCGUUGACAUGAAUUCCGAGGCUCAAUCUCCUUUUCUUAAAUUGCACAUCUUUGACAUAUCCCGCAAUCAGUUCACUGGACCCUUUCCAUCAUGGUAUUUUAACAACUUCUAUGCCAUGAAGACGGUGAAUCGGAGCAGCACGGGUCACGAAUUAUAUAUGGGCAAAGAGUAUAAUCUUUAUCAAUACUCUGAUGGAUCCUACACAUACCAUUAUCGAGAUUCUGUUACAAUAACAACAAAAGGGCUUGAUGCUCAUCUUCAAGGAAUCUCCUUUCCACGGACAACAAUUGAUUUGUCAAGCAAUAAGUUUGAGGGAUCCAUUCCGGAUGUUGUUGGCAAUUUGGUUGCACUCACAAUGUUGAAUAUGUCCAACAAUCGUCUUACCGGGCCUAUACCAGAAUCAUUGGGAAAUUUAGUCCAUCUUGAAUCUUUGGACCUGUCUUCAAACCACCUUACAGGAGAGAUUCCUCAAGAACUUACAAGUAUAACAUUCCUUGAAGUUUUAAAUCUUUCUUGCAAUGGACUAGAAGGACGCAUACCGCAGGGUAAGCAAUUCGAUACAUUUUUAAACACUUCUUACAUGGAGAAUAAGGGAUUAUGUGGACCUCCUUUGUCAAGAAAAUGCCAGGGGCAUGAAAUGGAAACACCACCGCCACCACCACCACCACCACCACACGAUGAUUCUGAAGAUGAUUCAUAUUUUGCAUUCAGUGGGUUCACAUGGCAGGCUGUUUUGACGGGGUACAUAUUUGGAAUGAUAAUCGGCUUAGCUGCAGGUUGUCUUUCAUUUUCAACAGGAAGACCAAAAUGGUUUGCGACAAUGAUAGAUGAAGAGGUUUAUAAAAUCAUGAAGAAAUACAGACGAGGAGGACGAGUUCCAGUUCGGAGAAUACCCAGUUCAUUGAGAUUACCUUAA
This is a messenger RNA of Impatiens glandulifera, 1329 nucleotides long. Its product is annotated as receptor-like protein 9DC3. The coding region runs from base 1 to 1329 and encodes 442 amino acids. Gene Ontology annotation, molecular function: protein binding. The transcript has a single exon. Lineage: Eukaryota; Viridiplantae; Streptophyta; Magnoliopsida; Ericales; Balsaminaceae. The record is from RefSeq and is a predicted model, not a curated record.